This is a messenger RNA of Drosophila melanogaster (fruit fly), 4975 nucleotides long. RefSeq lists its product as uncharacterized. The record is from RefSeq and is marked reviewed. NCBI's taxonomy places the organism in Eukaryota, Metazoa, Arthropoda, Insecta, Diptera, Drosophilidae. The transcript is spliced from 11 exons. The coding region runs from base 580 to 3699 and encodes 1039 amino acids.
ACACUGCGGUCACACUGGUUCGGACGUGGGUGGCGCAUCAUCGGUGGUAUUCUGUUGCUAAUUAAUCAAGUGCAAAACUACAUUUUUCGCCAGUAAAUCCGAGGAAAGCUAAGUUUGCAAGAAAACAAACGAAAGCAAAGGCAGUUGAUAAUAUUACUGGCGCGUUUGCUCCGUAUUUCGUGCGGAAAGUGUAAAUGGCGUGUUUUAAAUAUUAUUUCGGAUGUGUCUCCGCUAUAUAAUCAGCUGUUUGCAACGUUAGCGUUGACGCCCACAUUUGAGCCCACUGUGUGCAGAAUUCAACUAAAAGGUUUGUAAAUAACCGGCCCCAAACACAAUUUACUGCUCAGAGACAAAGUCGACAAUGAAAGCAAUUGCUAAGGAACCAGCCCAAAAAAAAAGGAAAAACUAAAAAUUCUAGAAAGUGUAUCACAUCUAUAACUACUAAAGGUACCGUGAUUCUAUAACCGUCAAUCAACUGAUUCAAAGGCUAAGUUGAGGCGGUUUGGCACAACCGCUGAGAGCUCUACAUUCAUUUUGUGGUAGGAGGGCGAAAGAACUUACGUUGUUGGACGGAAAUUAAUGACACUUCUUGGGCCUAGCGCCCCAGGCAUGGCCUUUAUGAUGAAAAAGAAGAAGUACAAGUUCAACGUUGAAGUGCAGCUGCAGGAUUUGGUAGAGGUGGCCCUGGUCAAUGAGGUGCUGUUCGCAAAGAUACGGUUGCUCGAUGGAGGUUCCUUUCAGGAGUACAGUAGUCGCGAGGAAGUGCGCAACCAUCGAGUAGAAUGGAACCGCAGCUUUGAGUUUCCUUGCAAGAUGAGCGCGAAUGCUUCAACCGGCGUUUUAGAUCCUUGCCAUCUGCGUAUAUCAAUACGCAAAGAAAUGAAGGGCGGACGAAGUUACUAUAAGCUUGGUUUUAUCGACCUCAAUCUGGCCGAAUUCGCCGGCGCCGGCCUCACCUCCCGUCGGUUUCUCCUGGAGGGCUAUGACUCAAGACACCGCCUAGACAACUCGAUGUUGCGUGUGAGCAUUAAGAUGCAUAUGCUUAGCGGUGACAUUCUGUUCAAAGCACCCACGCCAAAUCUAAAAAGCAAGCAGAGCAAGCCUUCAAUAGAUGAUUUUUCAAAUGCAGCCACUGGAGUCGGCCUGCAAAUUCCAACGGCUACCGCAUUGCCCAGUAUAGGUGGCGGAAGCGGUGGCGCAUCCGUUUCCUUGGGCGGUAGUGGAGUCACUUUGGGCGGCAUCCCCGGUAAUCAGUCGUUACCCGGAACCCGACCCGUUUCCACCACAAAGGAGGAGGAUAUCGAUAACCAGGCUUUGAUAGCAGCUAUUGUGACAGACUCCGGCUUGUCGGAGUCCUCGGAAUCGGGGGUAACGUUGACUACGGAUAAUCUCCAGCAGCAUGGCUCAGUCGUCGUAGCUAAUCCUAUUAGUCCUGUGACGCAGGCGCUACCGCAACUGGGAAUCAUUGGCAGCAACAAUUACGGAACAACAGGAGGGGCUAUCGGAUUUACUGGCGCCGGCAACGCCACCCUCAUAGAAAUGGGUCAUUCAAGAAAUUCCAGUAAUACUAGUCAAAUGUCAAAAGGUUCGGGUUACAGUAGUUUUUCGCACAGUCAACAUUCAAGGCAAAGUUCUGAGGGUGAUUCGGGACAUGCUAGCCGACAGAACGGUCAAAAGGGAGAUGAGCAUCAACAAUGUAACAGCUUGCGAGUGGUAGUAGCCAAAAGCCACCAUGUUCAUACUCAUCUCAGUCUCAGCACCACUGUUGAAUACGCCAGCGAUGAACAGCUCUACCAGACUCCAAACGCCACCAUGACCAAUUCUCAAAAGUUGGCCUUUGAGGACUUCCGUACUCCGAUGGCAGAACUUGCAGCUCCUCUCUUUCAACCGAUGGGAGCUGGGUGUAGUGGUACUCCCAGCUCUACAUAUCGCAGUGCCGGAUCUCCAUCCCACAACACGCAAUAUUAUGACAGCGGAGAGGCGAGCGACACUGACGAGUGUCUUAACGACGAAUCGGGCGAUAAUGAUUCUGGCCUAGAGGAAAACUUUCAUACUCCCCGUGUAGCUAAGAUUAAGUCGAUGGAGAAUCUCUCUAUUCUGGAGAUGGAGUUUCACAAGGCUUCUAUGGAAUUGGACCGCAAUUCACCGCGCCGUCUAAAGCAACUGGCUGAGCAUGCGCAGAUCCCAAAGAUGAAGUCGCUAAACAACCUCUGUUUUGACCAUUAUGCAGAGCAGUCUGUGCGCGAAGAGUUUCAGCGCAUGCACGAACAGUCGCUUGAGGAGCGAAUGCGUUUUCAACAGCACCAUCAAUUGCGGAAGAACUCCAACGCAUCAAACGGGUCGGCGACGAAGAUUUACGUUAAGCAUUUGAGUCAUCAGAAUCAUUAUCACAUAAAAGUCGGUAACGCCAAGUUCAUCGGGCAGGACGGCAAUGACAGUCCACAAUCAAUGCACUAUCCCAUUCAGAAGAUGCGAUCAAUGGGUACCAUACAGGACAUUGUAAGCGACCGCAUUGAGCCUGACCCGUUCCUCACUCCAACCACCGAGCGAAAGCCUAAUUUCUCGCGACUCGUCCAGUCCGCAGAGAAGCCGGUGCUGGGCAGCAGCUAUGUCAAUCGUCUACUUACCUACGAUGCCGUGGACUCGCCGUCGGAGCCGUUUAACAGCUCAGUGUCCUUUAUGUCGCGUACCCCCUUUCAGAGAGCUUAUCGGCGUAACAUACAACAAGGCAGCUCUUCGACGCCUUUGGCUACUCAGGAUUUCUUCGCCGUGCGACCACAUUCCACAAAUGCUGCCUAUGAGCUAAUGAGAAACUUCAGUGGAGUUCCUCGACGACUCUUUGAUGGCAAUAUCACUACUGCAGGCCAGAACAGCAACAUGGGUGCUGUCAGCACCAAUAGACAGCAGCAACCCUGUGCUCCAGGAACUAACAGUUUUAUUGGAUCCAAUUCAUCACCUUCUGGAACUUUGGCCAGUAUACACUCAAGCCAUUCUGCCUCUUCUUCAAAUGGCAGCAACAGCAGCAGCAGUGGAGCCGUCAUUACCUUCCAGUGUACCGCAGGCAGUGGACAGGAUACAGUAGACUCGGCAAACCAUCAACAGCAAAUGACAGUGGGAUCGCCCAACGGUCAUGGAAGUAACCCCCGGUUGGGCAAUGUCAUGUCAGGCGAUGUCAUUAGCUCAAUGGCCGCCAGUCCCACAGACGCUUGUAGCAUCCGUUCUAAUCCGUCGGCUGCCUCACUUCUUCUUUCCACGUCGGCAGCUGCAGCAGAGGCUUCUGCAUUGGCCUCGGCAACUACUAUGUCCGUUUCGGGAGCAACACUAUCACCUCUAGCCACCACCCAAAUCAUUCGCCGCCCUAGCAUCACAAUGAUGAAUCCCAGCUCCGGUUCGUUAGUUAUUAGUGAGACGGGAUCUCUAGAUCGGACGAAAAGCAGCGGUGAGAAGCGCAAAAAGGGCGCGCUCGAUGACGGGCCACGUGUUUCCGACCGAGUGGAGGAGACACGGGUCAAUCCAGACUCAUUAAUUGAUGAGAUUUUAAAGGACACUAAACUUGAUCAGCUGGAGGAAUCCGCAGAAACCUCAGGCCUUCAACUGUACAUCGCUCGCGAUGGAACCGCCUCCCUGGGCGGACAUGAGGUUAAAUCAAGCGUACGAGCGGGCGCCCUAAAGCAGGUGGUAAUGCAGGAUAGAAGAUAGUAGUAUCCGAGACUCACAACUCCUUUUUAAAAUUAAUUAGAAGACUUAUUGAUCAAUUAAAAUGGAGUAUUGAACUAAAAGAAAUAGUUUAGGUAAUACAAACAUGUUUACUCUCAAACAAAAGUGAGAAUGCAAAUACGCUAUAUAAGAGUAUAUAAAAUGUUUGUCGGAACUACACUGCUAUGAAUGUAAUUAGCUAACUACACAUAUAUAUGUUUAUAGACAAAUACGCAUGUAUAUUAUAGAUUUGUUAACAGGCAUAACUUGUCUAGUUGUAUUUGCAAGUGUUGUGAAUCAGGUAAACAACCGUUAACAAUUAGGAAAACCAAAAAUGAAAUUCAUAAAGCUGCACAUUAUAUAUGCAUUAUAAAUUAAUCGCAAUGGAUUACGAUAAUUAAGAAAAGUUUUAAAUUUUAUUUUCGAAUAUAUAAUUCUAUGUUUUGCUUCCAUCAAUAUGUCCAGCCUUAAGGCAUUUAUAAAUAUAUUAAAAAGGUAAUAGAAUAAAUAACGCAAAUGUCAUGCUAAACAAAAAGCUUCAAAAUUAAAACACCGAAUUGUAAUAGUCAUCGAAAUAUAGCGCAAUCAAAAACUAAGUAAGCCUAAUUAUUUUUACCAAUUCAGCCCAUUAUAUGCAUUUUUCUUUUGAACAUAUACACAAUCAUUAAUCAAUAUUUGCAAAUAACAUUACUCUUUUAAAGUCAACAUUGUUGUAGAUGUCUGGUAUUUUAGUUGUCUUAAAUAUUUUUUAAAGCUUCCGGAAGUUUUAAUGUAAAAAUGUUUUUUAUAAACAAUAUUUUUAAAUCGAUAGAAAAAGCUGUUAGAUGGGAACACAAAAAAUAAAAUUAGUUAUCACCUUUAUGUUUAUGUUAAAAAAUUUGGUGUAAAAUUAUGUAGUUAUUUUUUAACAAUUUGUAAGGGGAGAACUGGAAUAGCUCCAUAUAAGUUUAUUUAAAUUGUAUCCGCAACAAAACAGAAAAAUAAAAAUGGACAUACAUGACAUACAUGAUUGAUAACUGUCAAAUGUUUAGAGUUGGGCAAACGUUGUUGGUUAUUUAAACAAACAUGCUAGUGUAGGCAAUCAAUUUCAAAUUUUUAAAUAUGUGAAACUCUUUCAAAACCCUUACAACUAAAAAAUUCUGAACAUUUUCAAAUUUUUUAAGAAACAUUAAAUGAAUUUGCCAACAAAAAUUGCCGAACUCAACUGGAGAAGUUUUGUUCACUAAAAAACAAAACCAGUAUAAAAUUGAAAAAUUACUAAUUAACAUUAAUAUAGAUU